AUGUAUCUCACAAAUUGUUUUGUAAAUGUGAUUCUUUUUAAUUUCGUAUUAGGAAUUUUGCUUUCAACAGCACACUCAGCCCUGCCAGAAAAAUAUCAACAGAUUGUUAUUGGCUGUUAUAAAGAAAAUGGUUAUGAUGGUCGUCCUUUGGAUUACUUUGAUCCAGCAGUCCCAAAUAACUUUAAGUGUGCUCUAGCUUGCAUUUUGGAAAAAAAGGGAUUUUUUAAGGAAGAUGGGUCUAUCGACAAAGUGAAGUUUGGAAAGGAUAUGGAAGAAGUAAUUGAAGAUCAAGAUGGAAGGAAUAGGUACCUUAAGGCUGUUGAUCGAUGUGAUCCAAAAGCAAGAGCAAACAAUUGUGAAACUGCUUAUGAGUUUACGAAAUGUGUGAAUACGUAA
Messenger RNA from Nezara viridula (southern green stink bug), 396 nucleotides. The record is from the annotation of a GenBank genome assembly. Lineage: Eukaryota; Metazoa; Arthropoda; Insecta; Hemiptera; Pentatomidae.